This is a messenger RNA of Camellia sinensis, 2078 nucleotides long. Its product is annotated as L-ascorbate oxidase homolog. Gene Ontology annotation, molecular function: copper ion binding; oxidoreductase activity. Lineage: Eukaryota; Viridiplantae; Streptophyta; Magnoliopsida; Ericales; Theaceae. The record is from RefSeq and is a predicted model, not a curated record.
UCUACCUCCCACCUCUUUUAAAUCCUUCCCUCUCUAUCACUCUCUUUACUACACACAACUCACACAAACCUCUCAAUUUUACUCUCUCUCUCUCUCUCUCUGUGUCUCUCUCUCUAAAAAUGCCGCUAAAUUCAGCGGCAGUUAUAUGCCUAGCCGUGUGUCUGAUCGCCAUUGUCGGAGCUGAAGAUCCGUACAGGUUCUUCAAUUGGAAUGUCACUUACGGAGACAUCUAUCCCCUAGGUUUUCGCCAACAGGGAAUUCUCAUCAAUGGACAAUUUCCAGGUCCUGAUAUAUACUCUGUGACCAAUGACAAUCUCAUUAUCAACGUCUUCAACAGCUUGGAUGAGCCUUUUCUACUCUCCUGGAAUGGAAUUCAACAGAGGAGAAACUCUUAUGAAGAUGGAGUUUUCGGAACCACAUGCCCCAUACCUCCAGGGAAGAACUUCACUUACAUUCUCCAAGUGAAGGAUCAAAUUGGAAGCUUUUAUUACUUCCCUUCACUUGCAUUUCACAAGGCUGCUGGUGGUUUUGGAGGUAUUAGGAUCCUCAGUCGUCCUCUAAUUCCCGUCCCCUUUGCAGAUCCUGCUGGUGAUUAUACAGUCCUAAUUGGAGAUUGGUACAAAUCCAAUCACACGGAUUUGAAAGCAAUUCUAGAUCGAGGGAAGAAGCUACAUUUAGUUGAUGGAAUCCUCAUUAAUGGUCGUGGGCCAAAUGGCGUUUCUUUCAGUGUUGAACAAGGAAAAACUUACAGACUUAGAAUAUCAAACAUUGGAUUGCAAAAUUCACUCAAUUUCCGCAUUCAGGGCCACAAGAUGAAAUUGGUGGAGGUGGAGGGAACACACACUCUUCAAACUACCUACUCUUCAUUGGACGUCCAUCUCGGCCAAUCCUACUCUGUUCUAGUCACGGCUGAUCAGCCCGCUCAGGACUACUACAUUGUUGUGUCUACCCGUUUUACCACCCCAGUCGUCACCACAACUGCUGUUCUUCGCUACAGCAACUCUGCUGGCCCCGUCUCCGGCCCGCCACCAGGUGGACCCACCAUCCAAGUCGACUGGUCCCUAAACCAGGCCCGUUCUAUCAGGACUAAUCUUACAGCAAGUGGACCAAGGCCAAACCCACAAGGUUCAUACCACUAUGGACUCAUAAACACCACCAAAACAAUCAGGUUGGCCAACUCCGCAGGUCUCGUCAAUGGCAAGCAAAGAUAUGCAGUAAACAGUGUAUCCUUUCUGCAACCAGACACCCCCCUAAAGCUAGCAGACUACUUCCAGAUUGGAGGAGUUUUUCGUGUUGGAAGCAUAUCUGAUUACCCUAAUGGUGGAGGGAUAUACCUUGACACGUCAGUUUUGGGAACCGACUACAGAGCCUUUAUUGAGAUUGUGUUUGAAAACUACGAGGACAUCGUUCAAAGCUGGCACCUUGAUGGUUACUCUUUCUUUGUUGUUGGAAUGGAUGGAGGGUUGUGGUCCACGGCUAGUAGGAAUCAAUAUAACCUCCGGGAUGCAAUUGCACGCUGCACCGUGCAGGUAUAUCCAAAAUCAUGGACUGCCAUUUAUGUACCACUUGAUAAUGUGGGAAUGUGGAAUCUGAGAUCAGAGUUUUGGGCAAGACAGUACCUCGGACAGCAACUCUAUGUACGUGUCUACACAGCAUCGACUUCACUCAGAGACGAAUUCCCCAUUCCAAAGAACGCUCUUCUCUGCGGCAGGGCCAGUGGGCGGCAUACUCGACCCCUCUAAAGGGUAAAAAAAAGUUCCACGACACUUUUAGCUAGGGAAAUUAAAUUAAAGCUUGUUUAUCUACCAAAUGUGGUGGAUUAAGAUCUCAGUUUAUUAUUAUUAAUUUUUUCUUUAUGUGCUUAAUUUAAUGUUAUUUUUAGUUACUACAUCAGCACUAGUGCAAUUAUAAAUGAGGAACAUGUAUCAAUAGUGCUGUAGUAGAGUGAGCAAUGACCUUAACUCGAGGUCAUAUUCUUUUCGGUUUUCAUCAAUUCAACAGUAUUUUAUUACUCUUGUUGUAAUGUGUUGUAAGGUUUCGUAUUAUUACUUAAUGAAGUGGUUCUUCUAGUUGGCUCA